Molecule: messenger RNA, 758 nt
Organism: Cantharellus anzutake
Lineage: Eukaryota; Fungi; Basidiomycota; Agaricomycetes; Cantharellales; Hydnaceae
Exons: 4
Source: RefSeq, a predicted model, not a curated record
AAUAUCUUGAGUGCAGCACAAAAGACAUCUUGGUGCAUUAUGACCCAAUAAGAGAUUGCUGAGGCCUUGGGAGUGUCCACAUACUGUUUGGAAGUUGCUUGCUGCUCCAUACACAGAUCAUCAGGAUUGAGUUGAGACAAGAGGGUGACACUGAGUGCUUGGUAUCCAUGCAGUGAAUGCUGUGCUUAGAAAUGAGUUUGAGAUUGAAUCAAGCACUUGGGCAAUUUUCAGAGCGCUACAUAAGCAUAGUCUCACCAGAAAGAAGGGAUGGGUUAUUCUUUCACGGGAGUGGAAUAUGGAAGAGAAUGUUAUUGUUCAAAUAGCGUUACAUGGAUUUCAGGUGCUGGUCAACCUGCUCCUGAUAGUGAUUGUUCGGUCCCAUGUAUGGGGUUGGGGAGUGCUACAUGUGGAGGUGGGUAUAGGAUUGAGAUAUAUGCACCAUUUGGGUACUCAAUGUUUAGCUUUUGGAAUAUGAAACAGAAUUAUGUGAGUUUGUAGGGGGGAUGGGAACACUUGAGUGGAUUGGGGGGGCUGAUAUUGUGAGGUUAGAGUGGAUGCUAAUGGGUGGAUGCUCUUUACCACACAUGGUAAAGUGCUUCUCAGGUUGUUCAGAGUCUUUGGUUCACUGAUUUUUUUCUUUUGGCUUGUAGGCAUCAUCCAGUAUAGGCAUGUGGCUGAUUUGGUGCCUAGUUCCCCUCAUGUGUUCUUCUGCACCAUUUCCUUGUGUAUUAUUAGCUGAUUUCUUACCUUGUAAGUGG